This is a messenger RNA of Linum trigynum, 804 nucleotides long. The record is from the annotation of a GenBank genome assembly. Lineage: Eukaryota; Viridiplantae; Streptophyta; Magnoliopsida; Malpighiales; Linaceae.
AUGCUUGUACUUGGUGUAAACAUAUCCGCUUGGGAAGUUUGUCGUGCUGUGGAUCAUUGGUUGCUGGUGUUCAAGAAAGAUAAUGAAAUGCUUAUUGUUGAUUGUGCAGCACUAGGUUUCCUCAUCUAUUCAUGGAGGGCGGUCUUAUUUGAGCUUGGUAACUGGAAGAAGGGUGCAUUAUCUGUCAUCGGUUUCGUGGGGUAUCUCUUAAAACUCCUUCUGGCCCUAAUCUUCCACUUCAUUGGUGACCCAAUAACGUCUCUAAUACGAACCCUGGAGACCGGGUUCUACAUGGUUCGAGCUUUCUAUUCCAGAAUACUGCAUUACACCCCAGUCCCAGAAUUCACCACAAUGAUUGUGCUUUCAUCAGCGGUGCUCGCUAUUGCUGAAGCUGCUGUUCCAAAUUCAGUAAGCAGCCAAUCAUAUCUCCUCACGUUAUCCGGUCUAAUUGGCUAUGCAGCAGUAGGGAACUACAUUUCAGAGCCACUCUUCUGGACACUUCUUCUGGGUGUGUACACUUUCUCUCGAUUGGUUAAGAAGAGGGAUGAUGUCACAUCUGCCCUUCCUGCUGCUACUGUGCUCACUGCUAUAGGAGAGCCCUGGGUGAGGGUACUGGUAAUGACUUCAUAUGUCGCCCUUGCCAUCUAUCACCAUUCGAAGAAUCGUACCAAGGGUGAAGAAGGCGAAGUUGUUGCAAGAGGGAAGCAGGUUCCAGCGCCGUUGCUGUGUGCAGGCUUAGCCAUUGGUAUAAAGAUUGCUGCCAAGUGGGCUGGGUAUCGCCACUUGACAUGGAUGGUAGUAUAG